This is a messenger RNA of Penicillium olsonii, 1515 nucleotides long. The record is from the annotation of a GenBank genome assembly. NCBI's taxonomy places the organism in Eukaryota, Fungi, Ascomycota, Eurotiomycetes, Eurotiales, Aspergillaceae.
AUGGCGACUUUUACCAAAUUGGAUGAUCAGGAAACUCCUGUGAUCUCGGUUCACCCCGAGAGAAAGAUCUCCAAGAUCAAUCCGAAUAUCUAUUCUGGCUUCACUGAGCAUAUGGGACGGUGCAUUUAUGGCGGCAUUUAUGAUCCUGGAAACCCAUUGUCCGACGAGAAUGGCUUCCGCACGGAUGUUUUGGAGGCGUUGAAGGGGCUCAACAUCCCCGUCGUUCGGUAUCCCGGUGGUAACUUUUGCGCGACCUACCACUGGCUGGAUGGUGUUGGCCCCAAGGAGCAACGCCCGUCACGACCUGAGCUUGCCUGGCUUGGAACUGAGACAAACCAGUUCGGAACUGAUGAGUUCAUGAAGUGGUGUGAGGCUGUUGGCACUGAGCCGUACCUUUGCUUCAACUUCGGCACCGGUACCCUGGAUGAAGCUUUGGGUUGGGUCGAGUACUGCAACGGUACAGGCAACACAUACUAUGCCAACCUUCGUCGAAAGAAUGGUCGUGAGGAGCCCUAUAACGUCAAGUACUGGGCUCUCGGCAACGAAUGCUGGGGUCCCUGGCAAGUCGAGCAGAUGACCAAGGAAGCAUACGCCCACAAGGCCAUCCAAUGGGCCAAGGCUCUGAAGCUCCUCGACCCUAGCCUCAUUCUCAUUCUCUGUGGCAAGGAAGGCGCCACCACCUGGGACUACUACACACUCAAGGAGUGCCUCGUCCCAGCCCACUCAGCCCUAUCAACCAGCUCCGUCCCCCUGAUCGACAUGCACAGUAUCCACCUCUACACAUCUUCAUCAUCCCACCUCCCCAACGUCACAGCUCCCCUCGCAGCAGAGCGCGCCAUCGAAGUCACAUCUUCGCUGAUCGAUCUCGCCCGCGUGGAGAACCAAGUCCCCCCCGACCAGCUGCGCCCCACAAUCUGCUUUGACGAGUGGAACGUCUGGGACCCCAUUCGCGCAGAGGGAAGCCAAGGCGCCGAAGAGAGCUACACACUCUCUGACGCACUAGCCGUGGCAGUUUGGCUUAAUGUCUUCGUUCGCAAGAGCAAAGAUGUCGGCAUGGCCAAUAUUGCCCAGACGGUCAAUGUCAUCUCCCCACUUAUGACUACCAAGGAAGGCACCACGAAGCAGACGACCUGGUGGCCUCUUUGGUUGUUUUCGCGAUACAUGCGCGGAUGGACUAUCGGUAGCCAUGUUUCUUCUGGGACGUAUGAGGGCGAGACUAAGCCUGCUUGGGUGCGUGGUGCUAUGCAGACGCCUUGGUUGGAUGUUAGCGCUUCGCUUGGUGAGGAUGGAUAUGUGAAUGUUGCUGUGGUUAAUAUUAGUGAGGAGAAGGAUUUCGAGAGUCGGGUUGAGGGGGCGACGGGUGAGGUGCAGGUUUUCACGGUAACUGGUGCUGACGUUUCGGUGUCGAAUAUGAAUGGGAAGGAAGAGGUGGCUAUUCAGGAGUCGACUUGGAGUGCGAGUGGAAGUUAUGUCUUCCCCAAGCACUCGCUUACUCUUCUGAGAUGGAAGGCUUAG